Messenger RNA from Epinephelus lanceolatus (giant grouper), 4972 nucleotides. The record is from RefSeq and is a predicted model, not a curated record. Lineage: Eukaryota; Metazoa; Chordata; Actinopteri; Perciformes; Serranidae.
GGUACGGGUAUACUAUUGAGCAAGGGAGAGACAGAGAGGCAGAGGGGAGGGUGACUAAGUGAAUGCAGUUUGCCGUCGCGUGUCGCCAAAUCACAGCAAAGUCCACAGGCAGGAGGACGAAUUGGAACUGAAUCAACAAAUGGAUACAGAAAAAACUGGAUGUACACUGCAUAUGAGGAGACAGUAAGGGAGGACGCCUUCGUAUCCUUUUAUCUCUGCAUCAGAUACUGCUGUGAGGAACCCAUGGGGAGGGAAAGGAAAAAUAGCGGACAACUCAUUUCUCUCUAACACCCCUGGAAGCCGGGGAGCUGAGAGCUGGAAUAGAGUCGACUGUGGGACUCGCUGGGAUUGAAUAUAUGCUCAUGCCGGUGUGAGUGUGUGUGUGUGUGUGUGUGUGUGUGUGUGUGCUGAUAUUAGCAGCCCCAUUGGUAUUCAGCGGAGGGAGCUCCAGGAUCUCGCUGCGCCUUUCCCCAGGAUGGGAUCACAGAGCAGGGAUUGUGUUCGCCUGUGGAGAGCCCGCUGAAAUGGAUUUGAAGCCUUGCAGAGAUGGCCACCAAAUGGGCAGCAUGGAAGCCAACAUACACCCUCCAGCGACUAGCUUUCCACACCUAACUGCCACCACCAUCUCCAGCCAUCAGCUCGAACCAUCCCAGCGAGGACUGAACCUGCAGAGUUGAGCCUGGACAAGCUCGACUGAGAUACGAGAAGCCGUCUACGGGAAGUAGAGAAAAGCAGAGGUGACAAGCCUCAGAGGAGUUGACUUACAGCAAACCAAUCAACCUGUUGAGCCUGCGAUUGAGCUUCUAGGACUUAAUCUGAAAUGAAAUAGGCUGCAGUGAUGCUUGAGCAAUGGUAUGGAGCUUUUGGACAUGUCCGGAUUUAUCGCCCGGAUAUCCUAUCGAGAUUACGACACUUUUGUGCACACCUCAGAGCUGGGCCACUCUUCCAGAUUGGCUUGUGGGCAAAAGCGAGUAAUUGAAAAGCCCCCCUCGAGAGGGUCUCUGUUCUGAUUUGUUGUGGGGGAGGAGGGCUUUUUUUUUUUUUUUUUUUUUUUAAAAGGAACAAUUUCAAAAAACCCUCCUUUUAUCCCACAUUUUCUCCCUUUUUUCUUUUUCACCAUCUUUCUCACUCAUUGUGGAGAAAUACAUUAUGAAGCAGCACCAUUCUUCUUCAUGCUCCCUCUGUGACGGAGAGAGAGGAGGGACAGACUGUCCAGAAUAGAUAACGAGCAAGGAGACUGGCACUGAGGAGAGGAGAGGAGAAGGAGGGAAAAAAAGGCCAAAAAAGAGAAGGAAACAGGUAGAGAGAGAAAGAAGAAGAGGAAGCAAGAAAAGAAAAAUAGAGAAUUAACUAGGAUUGUUUGAAAUCCUCUUGGAGACUGAGAGUCUCUUUCUAAUUCGCCUGUGCCGUGUUGGAGGCUAGUUAGCGCAAUGGGCAGAGGAGGGGUCAGGAUUUACACCAGGGGGGGCACUUGAGCAGGAGAGUAGGGUUAUGUCCCCCCUGCACCUGCCUGGUCUGUAUCUUAGUGUUUGGCAGCAAGACAGACUGAAAGAUGGCCCGGUAAACAGACAGCUAUACUGACAGACAAGCUCUGAGGCUUGUGAGACAGACAGACAGGAAGACGGGUACACUGCCUAUUCCAAGUGUCAGGCAGAGAGCCAAGCAGACACCCAGUGCCGGCACAGUAGACAGCGUGCGAUUCAUUGUCAUUCUAUGCAGUGUGUGAGGAAGAGACAGAGGGAAGGGAAGAAAGCAGAGACAGAAAGAAGAGGAGCAUCCCUCUAUUUGUAGCUUCUGGAGAAUCUCACUUCAUCUGCAUCCACCUCAGUCAGUGCUGUGGCAAGCCCAUGCACUAAAAAAAAACAGGCUGGGAGGGAGGGGGCUGUUACUAGAAAGGAAAUACAGGUUGGAGUGAGAGAAGGAGAGAGAGGGAGGCAGGCAGAGAAACAGAGGGAGAGAGCAGGUGUUGGAAAUCCUCCCCUUCAUCUGCUUGUCAUUUACUCCUUUAUGUUCUCUCGUCGUCUGGCGAGGUGAUUGGUUUUCUGAUGCCGGCAUUCCUCUGCUCAUAGGUCCCUCUGCAAUCCAGAGAAAAACAAGAGGUGGGCAGACAGAGGAAAGCAAAAAAAAAAAAAAAGACAGCAUAAAAGGAAAGGUGGAGCCCCAUUUUGAUUGACUAAUUUUUCAUCCCUUCCUUUUCUUAUUUGUCAAGACGGGCUGUUGCUGUUCCCCCCCCCCCCUUAAAGUAAGAGAUAGAAAGAAGAAAACCACGGGCCCAAUCAAUCCCUCAUUUUCUUUGCACACAGAAUCGAACCUCUCCUUUCAUCAGUUGUUGAUUUUUCUUGCCUUGCUCUGAAGGGAUUAUUUUCUCCAUCUCAGUAUAAACACUGGAAUCCUCCUUCUGUACUCCCUCUAUAUGUCCUCACCCCCAGUGACACAGUGUGAACCCCUCUGACUCCCCCACGGCCUACCCCCCCCCCCCCCCUCUCCUCGGCUGAAGUGCAAAAACCCUGUGGUCUCAGAUCUCCAUGCCUGUGUUGACUCACUACUACAGCGAUAAUAUGGCACAGCGCUUCUGAUACCGUCUGAUUCAUUCUGUGGUGGUACAGGCAGCCCGCAGACCGUUCUCCAUGAGGAGCAGUAGAAGAUGCCGGCUCUGCCAGCACUGCUGCUGUCAAUACACAUCCUCUCCUUCCUGCUAGUCACCAUGCCGCCACGCUCCCUCAGUCAGGCCCCCGUGCUCUCCUCUGUCCGCAUGGCGGCAAUCCUGGAUGACCAGUCUGUGUGUGGGCGCGGGGAGCGGCUGGCACUGGCUCUGGCCAGGGAGAACAUCAACAGCGUGAUGGAGGGUCCGUCUCGAGCCCGAGUGGAGGUGGACAUAUAUGAGCUGCAAAAAGACUCCCAGUAUGACACUACUGACACCAUGUGUCAGAUUCUACCCAAAGGCGUCGUCUCUGUGAUAGGUCCCGCCUCCAGCCCCGCCUCUGGCUCUACUGUCAGUCAUAUAUGUGGAGAAAAGGAGAUCCCUCACGUAAAGAUUGGUCCAGAGGAAACGCCCCGCUUGCCAUACCUGCGCUUUGCCUCUGUCACUCUGUACCCUAGCAACGAGGACCUGAGCCUGGCCAUAGGAGCCAUCUUGCGCUCGUUCAGUUACCCCUCAGCCAGCCUGGUCUGCGCCAAGGCUGAGUGCCUGCUGAGAUUGGAGGAACUGGUCCGCCGCUUUCUCAUCUCUCGGGAGACGCUGUCAAUCAGGAUGCUGGAUGACAACCUGGACCCUACGCCACUGCUGAAGGAGAUCCGUGACGACAAAGUGGCCACCAUCAUCAUCGACGCCAACGCAUCUGUCUCCUAUCUCAUCCUGAAGAAGGCAUCAGAGCUGGGGAUGACAUCAGCAUUUUACAAGUACAUACUCACCACCAUGGACUUCCCACUCCUGAGAUUGGAUGACAUAGUGGAUGAGCAGUCCAACAUUGUGGGGUUCUCCAUGUUUAACACCACCCAUCCCUUCUAUUUGGAGUUCAUCAGGAGCCUCAACCUCUCUUGGUGGGAGGGUUGUGACCUAACGUACCCCGGCCCUGCGCUCUCGUCAGCGCUGAUGUUUGAUGCAGUGCAUGUGGUGGUGGGGGCGGUGAGGGAAUUGAACCGCAGUCAGGAAAUCGGAGUGAAGCCACUCAGCUGCACCUCACCUCAGAUCUGGCAACACGGGACCAGUCUUAUGAACUACCUGCGCAUGGUGGAGUACGAUGGUCUGACAGGGCGUGUGGAGUUCAACAGCAAAGGUCAGAGGACCAACUACACCCUGCGGAUCCUGGAGAAACACCGAGGAGGCCACAAAGAGAUCGGGGUCUGGUACUCCAACAACACCUUGGCAAUGAACUCCACCAGUCUGGAUAUCAAUGUCUCAGAGACGCUGGCAAACAAGACGCUCAUUGUCACCACCAUACUGGAGAACCCAUAUGUGAUGCGCAGAGACAACUACCAGGAUUUCCAGGGCAACGACCAGUAUGAGGGCUUCUGUGUCGACAUGCUGAAGGAGCUGGCAGACAUCUUGAAAUUCUCCUUCAAGAUCAAGCUGGUGGAUGACGGGCUGUAUGGGGCUCCAGAGCCCAACGGCUCUUGGACCGGCAUGGUUGGAGAGCUAAUCAACAGAAAAGCAGACCUGGCCGUAGCAGGCUUCACCAUCACGUCAGAGAGAGAGAAAGUUAUCGACUUCUCUAAGCCGUUCAUGACCCUGGGGAUCAGCAUCUUGUACAGAGUUCAACUGGGUCGGAAGCCGGGUUACUUCUCCUUCCUCGAUCCCUUCUCUCCAGCUGUCUGGCUCUUCAUGCUGCUCGCCUACCUGGCUGUCAGCUGUGUGCUCUUCCUGGCUGCAAGGCUGAGCCCCUAUGAGUGGUACAACCCUCACCCGUGUCUGCGAGAGCGCAGAGACAUGUUGGAAAACCAGUACACGCUGGGAAACAGCCUGUGGUUCCCUGUGGGAGGCUUCAUGCAGCAGGGAUCAGAGAUAAUGCCUAGAGCCCUGUCCACCAGAUGUGUUAGUGGCGUGUGGUGGGCGUUUACUCUGAUCAUCAUCUCCUCCUACACGGCCAACCUGGCAGCCUUCCUGACCGUCCAGAGGAUGGAGGUUCCCAUCGAGUCUCCGGACGACUUGGCCGACCAGACCAACAUCGAGUACGGCACCAUCCAUGGAGGGAGCACCAUGACCUUCUUCAUGAACUCACGUUACCAGACCUACCAGAGGAUGUGGAACUACAUGAACUCCAAGCAGCCCAGUGUAUUUGUAAAAAGCACAGAGGAGGGCAUCGCCCGCGUGGUCAACUCUAAGUAUGCCUUCCUGAUGGAGAGCACCAUGAACGAGUACCACCGUGGCCUCAACUGUAAUCUCACACAGAUAGGAGGCCUGCUGGACACCAAGGGCUACGGCAUCGGCAUGCCAUUGGGUAAUAAUACUGAUUCUGGCUCCUUCUGGCUGUAA